Erinaceus europaeus (western European hedgehog) is the source of this 936-nucleotide messenger RNA. RefSeq names its product olfactory receptor 51G2. Gene Ontology annotation, molecular function: olfactory receptor activity; G protein-coupled receptor activity. The transcript has a single exon. Gene Ontology annotation, cellular component: membrane. Gene Ontology annotation, biological process: G protein-coupled receptor signaling pathway. The coding region runs from base 1 to 936 and encodes 311 amino acids. NCBI's taxonomy places the organism in Eukaryota, Metazoa, Chordata, Mammalia, Eulipotyphla, Erinaceidae. The record is from RefSeq and is a predicted model, not a curated record.
AUGAACUUCCUGGAGAAUGCCAGUAGUUCCUCCUCUAGCUUCCUGCUAAGUGGCAUUCCUGGACUGGAGCACCUACACAUCUGGAUCUCUGUCCCAUUGUGCCUCAUGUAUCUAGUCUCCAUCCUGGGAAAUUUCACAGUUCUUGUAAUAAUUAGAACAGAGCCUUCGCUCCAUGAACCUAUGUACCUUUUCCUGUCCAUGCUGGCUCUGACUGACUUGGGUCUUUCUCUUUGCACCCUCCCUACAGUGCUGGCCAUCUUUUGGAUUGGAGCACGAGGUAUUAGUCAUGAUGCCUGCUUUGCCCAGCUCUUUUUCAUUCAUUGCUUAUCCUUUCUGGAGUCCUCUGUGCUACUGUCAAUGGCGUUUGACCGUUUUGUGGCCAUAUGUCGUCCUUUGCACUAUGCUUCCAUCCUCACCAACACUGUCAUUGGCAGGAUAGGCCUGGCUUCCCUGGGCCGCAGUGUAGCCCUCAUUUUCCCAUUGCCCUUUAUGCUCAAGCGAUUCCCCUAUUGUCACUCUGCAGUCCUCUCACAUUCUUACUGUCUCCACCAGGAAGUGAUGAAAUUGGCCUGUGCAGACAUCAAAGCCAACAGCAUCUAUGGCAUGUUUGUCAUUAUCUCCACAGUGGGUGUAGACUCCCUGCUCAUUCUCUUCUCCUAUGUCCUGAUCCUGAGAACUGUACUGUCUAUUGCAUCCAGGACCGAGAGGCUCAAGGCUCUUAACACAUGUGUUUCCCAUAUCUGUGCUGUUCUCCUAUUCUACACUCCCAUGAUUGGCCUGUCUGUCAUCCACCGCUUUGGGAAGCAAGCCCCUCAUCUGGUCCAGGUGGUUAUGGGCUUUGUGUACCUUCUGGUACCACCUCUGAUGAACCCCAUUGUCUACAGUGUGAAGACCAAACAGAUUCGAGAUAGAAUUACCCGGGCUUUUUGUUGCUAA